GCGAGCAAAUAUCUGUUAUCUCCUCGUCUUCUACCUCCCGACUCGCUAACGGAUAGUGAAACUGAAACAAAGAUGGCGGCUUUGACGAUGGCGAUGGGGAUGGCGGCUGCCCCACGGGUGGCCCAGCUCGCCGGCGCCCAGCCGGGUGGCGGGAGAUGCGUCUCCGUCCGCGCGGCUGCGCCUCCGCGGCAGCAGCGGUCGUCCCGGCCGCCGCCCAGGAACCGCGGCCCUCCUCCGCAGAACCGCCGGCGCGGGCCGCCGCCCAGGCCCCGUGACGACGACGGCGAAGGCGACGACCGAGGUCCGCCAGGGAGGCGGGGCCCUCCUGGCGCGCCCAGCCGCCAGCACCAGGGCCGCGGGCCGCCGAGGGGCUCAGCCGGCCGGCCGCCGCCCAGGGGGCACUCCGGCCGCGCGCAGCCGGCAGACAUGGCCCGCUCGCCCGUCGCCGCUCUGCGGCGGGGGGAGGAGGAGUUCGACGACGAGGCGGGGUACAGGAACUACGAGGAGGAGGAGGAGGAAGGGGAGGGGAGGUUCGCCGGGGGCACACGGUCGGGCGGCGCCAUGCCGAAACCACCCGCCGGGUUCGUGCUGGACGACCAGGGCCGGUGCAUCGCCGCCGCCUCCAAGCGCAUCGUCACCAUCAUUGAUGACGCCAACAAUCGACCGUUGGAGUGCAUAAUCAGGAGGGUGUUCAGCAGCACGCAGGAUCACGAGUGCUUGCUUCUCUGCCCCGUCGACAUGCCUGUGCAGGUGCUCAAGAGCACCAACUUCAGCGGCUGGAUUGCCGUUGACGAUGACCAGAUUAAGGAGAUCAUACCAUCGGUUGCGUACGCCCUUGCUAGAGUACAUAUGCACUUUGUAGAAAGCGGAUUCUGUUACACAGCACGAGGUGGCUUCUGCUUUCCUGAAGAUGCAAUCCAAGAAUUCCACGAUUCUAGUGGUGGUAGCGGGGAGGCACCUUUUGAAGGUGUAGAGAUUUGCAACUUCAAUUUGGACGGUGCACACUAUAUGAUCUAUACACCAGUCGAUCCACUUCUGUUCGUUGCAGUUAAGGACAAGGAUGGUGUGCUACGCAUUGCUGAAGAUGACCUGAUGGAUGACCCUAGUAUCGUGAGCGCCAUAGAUGAAGAGACGGAGUUCACGGCAUUGGUGGAGGAGGAGGAGGCCCUUCUCGAGUCGAUACUGCACGGCGACGAUGAUGUCAGCUGAUCCUAGCGUACUUUAGUGGUAGAAGUACAAGUUCGUGACAGAGAGGUAUCUCUCGGGAGUAUAUGUUGUUAGAUGCGUAGAGAACGUACAUGUGUUUUGAGGCAGGUAUAUCAUGUGUACGCUGGUAUGCGUAGAGUACGUACAUGUGUUUUGAGGCAGGGAUAUCAUGUGUACGCUGGUAUUGUGUUCUAUCCUGUGAUAUGUAGAGAGAGUGUAGGUGAAGAAGAAGCUGCUAGCCUCACAUUAUAUUGGAAGAAUGGAAUGGUAGUUAGUUCUUUUUGGCA
This is a messenger RNA of Hordeum vulgare subsp. vulgare (domesticated barley), 1493 nucleotides long. Its product is annotated as translation initiation factor IF-2. The transcript is spliced from 10 exons. The record is from RefSeq and is a predicted model, not a curated record. The coding region runs from base 73 to 1209 and encodes 378 amino acids. NCBI's taxonomy places the organism in Eukaryota, Viridiplantae, Streptophyta, Magnoliopsida, Poales, Poaceae.